GUCGCCUGGAGUAGAGAGCCGUGGUGUCAUUGUAGCUCGCGGCAGCCUCCAACUCCCGAAUUGCUGGGACGACAGGCGAGCGCCCUGCGCCAGGCCGGAGCCUGAUUUUGGCUUAGCCUCCACCGGAAGUUGGCGACUGCGCGGGGCCAGGUCCUGGGCAGGGUCCUGCCCGUCGUGCCAUGGUCCUAGGGAGUGGCACAGGGUGGGCCCUGGGGGUCCUCUUGGUCUACCUGCUGCUUCGGUUAGAUUCCAUCAGCUGUAAUUUCCAACAAGUAUAUGCGACUGUGAAUGACAGUGUAACUUUUCAUCCAGCAAGCCACACGCCUUUUCAAGAGAUUCUGUGGAAAAAACAAAAGAAUAAAGUUAUAGAAUGGGAAGAAAACUCUGAGUUCAAAGCUUUCCCACCUUUUAAAGAUAGAGUUCAUUUAGACCCUGUGUCCGGUAACCUCACUAUCUUCAAUUUAACAUCAUCAGAUGAAGACGAGUAUGAAAUGGAAUCCCCAAGUCUUACUGGUACCAUCAAGUUCUAUCUUUUUGUGAUUGAGCCUAUUCCACCUCUUACACUAACUUGUUCAUUGACUGGUCAAAACAUUAUGGUCCAAUGUGAGACCGUGGAGCAUUAUGACAGCCAUCCAGACCUUCUAACGUAUGCAUGGGAUUGCCCUUCAGAACAAUGUAAAAAUAACUCAGGACCUGAAAUGUAUUUUGAUAUGGAAAGUGAUCGUUCACAAAAAAUACAGUGUGUUGUUAGCAACAAAGUAUCCAAAAGCACAUCGUCAAUCAUUUUGGAAACCUGUUUGCCAAGCACUGGUACCGGAGGGAUCUCAGAACCCGUGAGGCAGGACCUCAGCCUGGCAGAAGAAGAUGAAGCCAAAGGUGUAAAAACUAAAUUAUUUUAAAAGAGUUUAUAAAGCCAUCUGAGAGUUUCCCAUUUGAGAGGUGCAGCUCUUGAAGGAAACUCUACAAGCCUUUGAAGAAGCCUUCAGCAGCAGCUCUACUUUUUAGAAGAAGUAUCAACUAACCAGCAUUAGUUUCUACUCUACCAUCAGCAUAUCAUAUGAUUUUGGUGCUUGGUUUCUUGUCACUAAAUUGUUUUUACUGGAGAGAGUAACAUUUGUUAAUAAAAUUGUAAAUAUGUACAGAAA
Microcebus murinus (gray mouse lemur) is the source of this 1145-nucleotide messenger RNA. Lineage: Eukaryota; Metazoa; Chordata; Mammalia; Primates; Cheirogaleidae. The record is from RefSeq and is a predicted model, not a curated record.